AUGUCUGUCACCAAAAAAAAAAAAAAAACAGAACAUCGACGAAUCGCAGAAAUAGCGUCAAGUUCAAAAAAGGAACGAACACAAACAAGAGGGGCACAGACGGCCGUGGACUGGGAACACGAUACGGUCAAUCUUAGCCACCGGUGCGGUGUAUUGCCGCCGAAACUAGAGCCGUCGAAAAAAGCGCGUGUGAACGGCGACGGCGAGGCGCUUCGGCCAGGGAUGAGCAAACACGCCGGGCGAAUGGGGAACAAAGCGAUUGGGCCACAAUGCCCCAAAGGCCGCGGAGCCCUAAUCGGUGCGAGUCAGGGCAGCCACAAAUUCGCGCAACACUACUCUUUUAUUGAGUAUCGCGGCGGGCGCGGCCCCCUGCACCCCUACUGUCGCCCCCGCGUGGCCCCCCGCCAGGCCCCUUCCACCCCCAUUCAACCCCUGUUCGCUGAGCAACCCGGUCAACGCGGGCAGUAUGUGAGGCGCUAUUUACGGCUGCGGGUACAUAGGGCCCUGGCCAUAGAGCGGAGCCCUAGCGCGCUAAUGAUGUGCGACCACGCCCCGGCGCAGGGCUGCCACCUCGCCGCCCUGCCUCUGUUGCCUCGAGUGUCGCGGCCUGAAGGGCUCCGGUCCAAAUUGAAACGGCGAGGAUAUACAUUGAUCCAUGUG
Molecule: messenger RNA, 660 nt
Organism: Iphiclides podalirius (scarce swallowtail)
Lineage: Eukaryota; Metazoa; Arthropoda; Insecta; Lepidoptera; Papilionidae
Source: the annotation of a GenBank genome assembly